UUAUGUUUGUGUCUUUCUUUUAUUCUCUUUCUCUAGUACCUGAUUUUUCUUGCUCUGUCUUUUUCUCUUUCUAAUCUUAUCCUUUUACCCAUUUUUCUUCUCUCUUCUUGUUGUGUCUCUCUUGUAGUCAUAUUGAGAGAGACCAAAAUUUUUCUCUUUCUCUCUCUCUCUCUGUGAAAACAUCACCUCAUCGCUCUCUCCCUCUUCCUCUCUCUCUCUCUUUCUCUUUCUGAAUCACCAUCAGUUUAUCAUCACUCAUCUCUCAAUUUCACAAUUCUCAUACUAAUCUUCAAUUUUCUCUCUCUCUCUCUCAUCGACCAUAAAUACCAAUAGAGAGGCAAGAAUUCAGUGAAAAAGGAGUAAAAUCAAGUGUGUGUUCAUCCACAUCACCAUUGGGAUUAUUUAAGAAGAGAGAAAGUGAAAAAAGAAAAUUGCAAAUUCUUUUCUAUCAAUUGUGUACCCUGAUUACCAUCACACCUCACCCACUGAUUGAAACACCAUAUAGAUCAUCAUCUAAAUUUGAAUCUAUUGUUUAAAUGUUAUCCAGAGCUUAAUUAUAAUUCUGUGUGUGUAUAUAUACAAUCAUUUUCUCAUUUAUAUGUUGCUCAAUUGUUGCAACACCAUCACCAUCAAUAAAAGUGGAAAAUCAGUUGAAAAUGAAACCUUUAAUAUCUCUCUAUGGUUAUAUUAGGCUUCUUGUGAUUGUUGUUCAUAAUAUUUACCAUGUUUUCAGUUACAUUUUUCUUAAUUGGAUUGUACUCUUACCUCUCAAACUAAUUACACCACAAAUAUAUAAUAACAUUGAAAAUUAUCUAUAUGAUUGGUGUCUUUACACUGUUUCCUCAUGGUCCUGGUUAGCCGGUAUUUUUGUCUAUAAUAUUGGAGCUGAAUUACCUGAUGCAAGGAAAAAUGGACUUGGAGGAGUUAAAAACAACAACACUAGUAAACCUGUUAAAUUGUGCCUUGUUGGUAAUCAUCAAUGUACCGGAGAUGUGCCCCUUUUAAUGUACAAUUUAACUCAUAAUCCUGAACACAUUAUGAUGUGGGUUAUGUCAGCUGAGUUUAAAUAUUCCAAUUUUGGUCCAGUAUCUGUAACCCAUGAAGAUUAUUUUCUAAAUCAGAAGAGUUUUGUCAAAGGUGAUUUGGUUAAACAUUGUCUUGGAUUAAGUGAUCAACGUAAAAAUUGUUUUAUCCUUUUCCCUGAAGGAGGAUUUAGAUAUAAAAGAUUGCUCAAAAAUAAUGAAUUCGCAAUGAAAAACAAUCUACCCCUUCUUAAUCGUACCGUUUGGCCUCGAUAUGGAGCUUUUGAAGAGCUUUUAGAUGAAAGAAUUGGUAUUACUCAUAUAGUCGAUUUUACAAUAUUUUACUGUGAUCAAGAAAAUCCAAUCAGCAUUUUUGACAUUGCCAAAGGAAUUAGACCUGAACCCGUUUACAUUUUAUUUAAAGUUUACGAGAUAUGUGAAGAUCUUGUUUGUGAUGAAAAUGUUAACAUGGACUCAAUAUCAACCAUAUUAUGUGAAACAAAUAAAUUAACUAAUAACAUUGAUCAACAUCAACAUCAACAACAAUCUAACGGACUAUCACCUUACCAAUCAGCAUCUUUUGCUAACAUUUCCACUGGUACUGCGACCUCUUCACCCUACGUUUAUCGGAUAAAACGAAGCAAGAUUAACAUUGAAUGGCUUCGAAAUCUAUGGAAGGAAAAAGAGUCCCUAAUGAAUGAAUUCUACACCGAUAAAGAAUCUUUUUUCAAAACACACGGUCAAGGUCGUCGUGUUGACCUUUCCAUUAGUAAAAUAUUCGCUGUCCACUUAUUUUACAUCUUUAUGUUCACCAUUUUUAUUUACUGUUCACACUUUUUGUACAAUCUCAUCACUUCCCAAAUUUCAUCUCAAUUGUCUUGAAAGAAACAAACAAAGAAACAAACAAGAAGGAACAAAAUAUGAAGGAAUCAAUCGUCAUGAGAAAACAAAGGUCCAAAUGCUUAACGAAUGAUCAAAAGAUGUUUGUUGAAUUUUCUCAAAUUCUGAUUUCACUUCAUCAAUUAACCAUAUUCACCAUUAACCAUACAGCUUCAUGAUUAUAUCCUUUGGUUCAUCAUCAUCAUCAAUAUCAUAAUCAUCCCGAUUAAAAGAAAACCCCUGAUUUUCACUUGCCCUGUGUAAUCAACUAUUUCACUUUUCGGAUACAAAAAAAAAUACUUCAAUCAUGUUGGCAUAAAUUGAGAACCUUGAUCAUUAUCAUCAAAACUAAAUGAGUUUCUAAUUUCUACUAGUUAAUUUAAAUCAAGGAUAAUAAUAGUCAAGGAACAUACAAAAAACUGUCACUCAAUUGUGUCCAAAUGAUUGACAAUCCAGACAAACCUCGAAAUCCUCGUUGAUGGACAAUGUUUCUCUCUCUCUCUCUCAUUUACCUUUUUAAUCAAAAUUAAUAAUUAAUGAAAUACAAAGAAUGUUGAUUAACCUAAAUUAGUCUAAAUGGGUUGGAAAACAAAAUUAAUCGGAAAAGCGAGGAAAAUGUGACUACAAUUAACUAAUAAAUCACUGGAAUGAAGGUUUCUCCUUAUUUAAUUGCUCUGGAAAAGUCAAUCAAAACGAUAAUCAAUGGACUAUGGAUCAACUGUAAUGUCCACUCUUGACCCUUCACAAAACUCUCAUUCUAUUGCUUAUUGUAAAUUUAGCAAUAAAAUAAUUAAUUGUAAUUGAAAAAAAUAUCUUCCUUUCUAAAUCAAAGAAAUUGCUAUGGUUUAAUUGUCAUCUUCAUCUGAUUAUUAAUGUAUUUAUACCAAAUAAUUAACUCUCUUGAUUUAUUAUUAA
This is a messenger RNA of Panonychus citri (citrus red mite), 2816 nucleotides long. RefSeq names its product acyl-CoA:lysophosphatidylglycerol acyltransferase 1-like. Lineage: Eukaryota; Metazoa; Arthropoda; Arachnida; Trombidiformes; Tetranychidae. Gene Ontology annotation, cellular component: endomembrane system. The record is from RefSeq and is a predicted model, not a curated record. The transcript has 3 exons. Gene Ontology annotation, molecular function: acyltransferase activity. The coding region runs from base 657 to 1904 and encodes 415 amino acids.